AUGAUGAUUAAGCCAUAUGUAAGACAAGGCGAGGGAGAGGAGGCCGCCAGCCCUCUGCAGUGGGUGGACGGAGACAUGAGCUCGCCUGAUGGAGAUGCAUCAGAUUCAUCACACCACUACAGAGAUGGAGGAGAUGAACAGGACAGGGAGCUGGGGAGCGAGGAUGCACACGAAGAAGACGGGGAGGAUGACGAGGAGGGACAGGGGGAUGAAAACGAGUCCAAACGACGUGGGCCAAAGAAAAAGCGCAUGACAAAGGCCCGGCAGGAGCGCUUCCGUGUGAGGCGAGUCAAGGCUAACGCCAGGGAGCGUUCCCGCAUGCACGGUCUGAACGACGCUCUGGAGAGCCUGCGCACCAUCAUGCCUUGUCACUCCAAAACACAGAAACUGUCCAAGAUCGAGACGCUACGGCUGGCCCGCAACUACAUCUGCGCUCUGUCCGAAGCCCUGGAUGGGGGCAUCUCCACAGAGAGCAGGUCCUUCAUGGACACCCUGUGUAAGGGCCUCUCACAGCCCACCAGCAACCUGGUGGCGGGCUGCCUGCAGCUGGGGCCGGGGUCUGGGCCCGGGAUGAGGCCUGAGGACAGACACAGGGUCCGGGCGGCGGCUGCUCCUCUCGGUGGCGUGGUGGGCUACUCCUCUCCUGGCCUGCCGAGCCCUCCGUACGGCACGUUUGACUCUGCUCACAUGCUUCACCUGAGGGCCAUGAAAGGAGGAGUUUAUGAGAAUCACUCCCCAAAUGAGUAUAAUGGCGGUGGUGUGGGGACCCCUCCGUACGAUGGCCCCCCUACACCGCCUCUGAGCAUCAGCAGCAACCUGGUGCCCAAACAGGAGCCGUCACCGCACUACCCCCCUCAACACCACUACUCCCCCUCCCCGGUGGAGCAGGGUCUGUAUCAGACUCAGACUGGCUACGACGUACACUUAGAGGGGCCGUAUGACUCCUACCACCCCCAGCACAUGCCCCCCCGACAGAUCACCUCCGUCUACAGAGACUAAGACGGAUCAGGAGUGUCGAUUCUGCUUCAAACCCUCAAUGAACUGAUCUGAUCCUUCAUGAACACUGACUGGCUGCAGGAUCAGUCUCUAUGCUUGUGAAGGAACCGUAGAAUAAAACAUGGUUUGCUAGCAUGUGUUGUGCACCUUAGCACGGCUGAAUAUGGUAAAAUUAGGAAAUUCAUUUGAAACCAAUACAUUUUUUUAAAUCUCUGAUUACCAAAUAAAUUAAGAACCUCCAAGGGUCUUUACAAGAAACGUAACAUUGACCAUUUGGACCAGAUGUCCUGUUACUGUGAUAAAAGCACUAAUUUAACUUUGGUAACAUCAGAUAUUCUACAUAAAUUAAAAGUAUUUUUAUUUAUUCUCUUAUUUAAUUCAGUGUAAAUGAACUUUGUGCUGAUGUGCAGUUGUGUGUCUGGUUUCCUUUUGUACAUAUUUGUGGUCAAUCUAUUAUAUUACUUUUGUGUCAUUUUCUUUGUUGUUCGUUACAUUAUUUCAUGUUUUGCACUCCAAACAAAUUCAGAUGUAGAAUUCCUAGCGCGGUGUAGUUGAUCUUCGGAAGCUGUUGUCUGAAGAAGAAAGAUGUAUUGAUUAAACAUCAAGAUUCAAGGAUCAAGGUGAAGAA
This is a messenger RNA of Trematomus bernacchii (emerald rockcod), 1624 nucleotides long. Its product is annotated as neurogenic differentiation factor 4-like. The record is from RefSeq and is a predicted model, not a curated record. Lineage: Eukaryota; Metazoa; Chordata; Actinopteri; Perciformes; Nototheniidae. Bases 1 to 999 code for a protein of 332 amino acids. The transcript has a single exon. Gene Ontology annotation, molecular function: protein dimerization activity.